This is a messenger RNA of Eucalyptus grandis, 2676 nucleotides long. Its product is annotated as TMV resistance protein N. The transcript has 3 exons. Gene Ontology annotation, molecular function: ADP binding. The record is from RefSeq and is a predicted model, not a curated record. Gene Ontology annotation, biological process: signal transduction; defense response. NCBI's taxonomy places the organism in Eukaryota, Viridiplantae, Streptophyta, Magnoliopsida, Myrtales, Myrtaceae. The coding region runs from base 668 to 2344 and encodes 558 amino acids.
UAUGCUUUCUGAAAAACACACAAACAAAUCCUAAGAAAACUCCGCUAACUCCCAUCUGGAUUACCUCCUUAAGUUCUGUUUUAUUAUGUGUCCUUUAUGAAACUCACCUAUGUAUACAUUUAUGUCUAUUUUAUUAGUGGUUGAACGACAUAAUCACAAAGUUCCCUCUCCUCCCUUUCCCUUAACAUUAAUUAGAAAUAUUACUUUACCAUAAAGUAGAAAAAAUAAAACUUAAUCAUCACAUUUGAUUUAAUAUACUGUUUCUAGAGCAAUACACUAACGUCAACUUGCCAUCCUUAUUUUUUGACUUGACUCUGGUGGGCCAUGAAAUCCGAAAACAAAAACUCAAUUUCACAGAUCUCGAACUAAUAUAAACUUGCUGGAGUUGCAUUUCCCAGCACCGUGAGACAUGCGACUUCAUAUGUAGAGUUACAUAUUUCGGACAUUUUAUUUGAUUCUCGCCCCAUCGGCUGGUCAACUUGUGGGGCUUAGGCCAUUUCCAAAUCCUUCAAUCACAUAUCUGCAAUUUCUCUCGAUCAAUGCCGCAACAGGACAUAAAUGGAAACUGAUCCUCGCUUACCUACCUGAACAUCACUUGUUGGUCCCUGUUAAAGCAUGUCAAAUCUUUUGUGAUUUGCUUUUAGAAUUUUAGCAGACACAGCUAAAGAUGAAAAGAAGGAGCUCUUCUCCAGAAACUAGGUCCACUGGCCAUGGCUCAUCUAGACCUGAGUACGACGUGUUCCUGAGUUUUCGAGGACCGGAUACUCGCUUUAACUUCACAGAUGUCCUCCAUUAUGCCCUGUUAGAUAGGGGUAUCAGUGUUUUCAUAGACAAGCAAGGGAUUGACGUUGGUGAAGAGAUCGGUCCUGAGAUCUUUCAGGCCAUUGAUGACUCAAAAAUCUGCAUUCCCAUCUUCUCUAGAGGCUAUGCCUCCAGUAGUUGGUGCUUGCGCGAGCUGGAGAAAAUGAUGGAGUGUAGGAAAACCAAGGAACUAGAGGUUAUGCCCAUUUUUUAUGACGUGCAACCUUCCGAUGUGAAGCUUGAAACCAAAGUAUAUAGAGAUGCAUUAACGCUGCAUGAAAAAACACAUGGGGUUGAGAUUGUGCAACGCUGGGCAGAGGCGCUCAAGGAGGUUGCUAGAAUCAAGGGAUGGGACACCAAGAACAUAGGCCAUGGAGAACUCACACGGCUAAUAGCUCAUAAAGUUUUGGUUAAGCUUAAGGUGUCUUCGGUACAUCUGUCCGAUAAUUUGGUCGGGAUCGACCAAGCAGUGGAUGAAGUAACAGAUUUGUUGAGUGUUGAAUCUAAGGACAUAAGGCUUGUUGGAAUAUGUGGAAUAGGUGGUAUAGGCAAAACAACUCUUGCCAAGCUUAUUUACCACGAACUGUCCGCUAAUUUUGAAAAUUGUUGCCUUCUCUCGGAUGUUCGACAAGCAUCAGAAAGUUCAAGUUUCAGUCUUCUACAACUGCAAAGGCAACUUGUGCAUGAUAUCCUUGGGGACAAAACAAUCGAGGUUUCUAGCAUCGAUGAAGGGAAAAAUUUGAUCCAACGACGAUUUAGUAGAAAAAAAGUUCUUAUUUUCCUUGAUGAUGUAAAUCAUAGGAGCCAACUUAUGGCAUUAGCAGCAAAGAAAGAAUGGUUUGGUUUGGGAAGUAGAAUACUUGUUACGACAAGAGAUAAAAGUGUUUUAUGUGAAUUUGAAGAUCAAUUUGAGCAUUGUUUAAUUUAUGAAGCUAAGGAGCUCAACAAUCUCGAAACGCUUCAACUUUUCAGCAAGCAUGCCUUUAGAAGCAUCUCUCCUCCAAAUGCAUUCUUGAGUCUAUCUAAGAAAAUUGCUGCAAAAACCGGAGGGCUUCCUUUGGCCAUUGAAGUGAUAGGCUCAUUUUUAAUUGGGAAGAAGCAAGCAGUGUGGCAAAGUAUGUUGAAAAAGAUGGAAGAGUGUCCUCAUAAGGAUGUGAAAGAUAAGUUAAUGUUGAGUUAUGAGGCAUUAGAUCAUCACCAACGACAAAUAUUUCUUGAUAUUGCUUGCUUUCUAGUUGGAGAAAAUAAGAGAGAUGCAGAUUACAUGUGGAAUGACUGUAGAUAUUUUCCGGAUGAGGCGAUUGAAGUUCUACUUUUAAUGUCCUUAGUAAAAAUUACAGCAGAGAACCAAUUGUGGAUGCAUGAUCAGCUUAAAGACUUAGGCCGGAGCAUUGUGUACCAAGAAAACUAUGAAGACCCAGGAAAGCGUUCUCGGGUGUGGAAUCAUGAAGAAGGUCUUGAUAUGAUCAAAAGAAAGAAGGGAACCGAAACUGUUGUAGCAAUCUGUAUGAACUUUGCGGGGUUAUACCAGCCACUAUUUUGACAUCGGAUGAUUUUAUGAAAGUGCCAAGUAUUAGAUUUCUUAAAAUGGAUGGUGGGAACCUCUCUGGAGACUAUAAGAAUCUCUUUUCAGAAUUAAGAUGGCUGUCUUGGAAGAAUGCUCCUUCAGAGUUGCUUGCAACCAACUUUUGCCCCAAAAAUCUAGUCAUCCUUGACCUAUCAUGGAGUCCUAGUUUUUUGCGUGGCUGGAGUCAACUUAAGGUACGAGCAAAUUAUAAGGUGCAACAUGUCAUUUUCUUGCAGGAACAACAGUCCGAGUGUCGCACGGUUGCAGAUUGUCAUUUUAUUGAUUUUUUUUUCCUAGUUAAAUUUUAU